Molecule: messenger RNA, 1300 nt
Organism: Drosophila nasuta
Lineage: Eukaryota; Metazoa; Arthropoda; Insecta; Diptera; Drosophilidae
Gene: l(3)73Ah
Product: polycomb group ring finger 3-like lethal (3) 73Ah
Exons: 4
Coding region: 310-978 (222 amino acids)
Source: RefSeq, a predicted model, not a curated record
GUUGUACACGUACACUCACACUCACACACGUACACGUACACACAAUUUUGUCGUGAUUUCAUUAUUUGUUUAAAAUAAUAGUGACAAAUACAGUUUAAAUGCAUUGUUAAGUGCGUGCGCCGUUAUGUCGAGUGUAUUUGCUACGUUUGCGCUGCAUUUUGCGCUCUAAGCGAUCCAAUUCGACGGCAACAAGCAAACAAAAAGACAACAUUGUUCUGUUCGCAUCGCGAGAGGGGAGAGAGAAGUUUUUUUUUAUGCAAAGCGAAGGAGUUUAUUUAUUGAAUACGAAACGGAAAACAUAAUUGCAAAAUGGAGCGGCGAGUCAAAUUAAAAACAAUUAAUCCACACAUCACAUGCAAAAUAUGCGGUGGUUAUUUCAUCGAUGCGACAACAGUGACCGAGUGUCUGCACACAUUUUGCAAAAGCUGUCUGGUCAAGCAUCUGGAGGAGAAGAAAACAUGCCCCACCUGCGACAACAUCAUACAUCAGUCACACCCGCUGCAAUACAUCAGUUUCGAUCGCACCAUGCAGGACAUUGUGUACAAAUUGGUGCCGAAGCUGCAAGAAGAUGAAUCGCGUAGGGAGCGCGACUUUUACAAGAGUCGCAACAUGCCGUGCCCGAAGGAUAUUACGCAAAACCACGAGGAUGACAACGAGAAGGUGAUGGAGGCGCAUGCCGAAUCCGAUUUCCAUCGCUUGGACGAACAGGUCAAUGUGUGCCUCGAGUGCAUAAGCAAUAACUUUAAGAACCUGCAGCGACGUUUCAUACGCUGCAGCUCGCAGGCGACGAUCACGCAUCUCAAGAAGCUCGUCGCCAAAAAGAUACUCAACGGCAUUGAAAAGUAUCGUGAAAUCGAUAUUCUGUGUAAUGAGGAGUUGUUGGGCAAGGAUCACACACUGAAAUUCGUCUAUGUGACGCGUUGGCGUUUUCGAGAUCCUCCAUUACGUUUGCAGUUUCGUCCGCGUGUCGAGCUUUAACACAAUAGUAGUUUCCGAUAUAGAUAUAUAAAUCUAUAUAUAUAUAUAUAUAUAUGUAUGUCAGUCAGCGCGUCAAAUGAUCUAUAUAUAUAUUUUUUUACACAUAUGUAUAAUUUAUUGACAGAUAUAUAUAUAUAAAUAUUUAUAUAUGUGCGUGAGAAUCUUAGCAGUUCCCCUCCCAGAUAGUUUUGUAAGUCAUCUCUAUAUGUAUGUAUGUAUGUGUAAAUGUGCAUGUAUAAAGUCGUAAUUAUAUAUAUAUAUAUAUACAUAUAUAUAUAUAUAUAUAUAGUCGUUAAGUUUAACGUGAUUAGCAUACUCUUCG